GCUCGGAAGAUGGCUGGCGCUGGAGGGAAUGCCCUCUUGCAACCGCAGCGCCGAGCGGAGCGCAGGCUUGGCGGGGCCGCGCGGGGGACGCUGCUCGGGCCGGAUCGAGGAAGCGCCCACCAUCGCCCUCCUUUUGCACCAGCGGCAGGGAUUGCAAUCGCCGCCUGGGUUUUAAUUUUUUAAUCUCUAUAUCGAUCUAUCUCUAUAUUUCCUUCUUUAUUUUUUAUUUUUUGGAAAGAGUUCCCGUUCGCCACCUUCCCUCGUUCAGCCCUGAAAGCACCAUGAGUCUCCCUGAAGAUGCAGUGAAGGAAAAAUUGCUCUGGAAUGUGAAGAAGGAGGUGAAGCAGAUCAUGGAAGAAGCCGUCACCCGGAAGUUUGUGCACGAAGACAGCAGCCACGUCAUUGCAUUGUGCGGGGUGGUGGAAGCUUGCCUCCUGCACAUGCUCAAGAGACGGGCAGCCGGCUUCCUGCGGACCGACAAGAUCGCCGCCCUCUUCACCAAGGUCGGCAAGACGUACGACGUUGCCAGCGAUGUGUGCAGGAAAGCCCAGGAGCUGCUGCAGCAGGUAGAAGGCAGCAGGAGAAGUCAGCCGGCUGGCCAGGAAUCCCUCAAGAGGCAGACGUCCACCACAAGCAAAGCCCCUGCGCUGACCCCACAAGCGGUCAAGCAUAUCUGGGUUCGCACCGCUCUGAUCGAAAGGGUGCUGGACAAGAUUGUGCAGUACGUGGUGGACAACUGCAGCAAAUAUUACGAGAAAGACGCUCUGCUGGCAGAUCCGGUCUGUGGGCCCAUCUUGGCUUGCCUGCUGGUUGGACCCUGUGCCCUGGAAUACACCAAGCUGAAAACGGCCGACCAUUUCUGGACAGACCCCUCGGCCGACGAACUGGUUCAACGGCAUCGCAUCCACGGAGCCCACGGCCGGCAAGACUCUCCGUCCAAACGGCCGGCGUUAGGAAUUCGGAAACGGCACUCCAGCGGAAGCAUGUCGGAGGAUCGCUUUGCUGCCUCGGCUAGAGAUUACGUCGAGUCGUUGCACCAGAAUUCCCGGACGCACUUGCUGUAUGGAAAGAACAACGUCCUGGUUCAGCCCAAAGAUGACAUGGAGGCCAUCCUGGGCUACCUCUCUCUCCACCAGUCAGCCGAUUCCCUCACUCUGAAAUGGAUGCCGAAUCAGCUCAUGAACGGGACGCUGGGGGACCCGGAGCUUGAGAAAAGCAUCUACUGGGACUAUGCUUUGAUUGUGCCAUUUAGCCAAAUCGUGUGCAUCCACUGCCAUCAGCAACCAGAGCGAGGGGGGACGUUGGUUCUGGUGAGCCAAGAUGGCAUCCAACGGCCCCCACUUCACUUCCCGCCUGGUGGACACCUCCUUGCCUUCCUUUCUUGCCUUGAAAACGGCCUUCUGCCCCGUGGACAGUUGGAGCCUCCACUGUGGUCCCAGCAGGGAAAGGGCAAAGUGUUCCCCAAACUCCGGAAACGGAACACCCACAACAAGACUGUGGAUCUGGAAGAAAUGCCGGCAGCUAUGGAGACGGCUGCAGAUUACGUCUUCAGGAUCAUUUACCCAGGCCAUAGGCACGAAAACAUAACUAUUAACUACCACCACUUAGCUGCCAGCCGCUCUGCCUCCGUCGACGAUGACGAGGACGACGAAGACAAGCUGCACUCAAUGCUAUCCAUGAUCUGCAAUCGGAACCUCACAGAUCCUAAAAGGAUGAAAGAUAUCGGCGACACAUCCGAGAUGCAGGGGUUUGGGGCCAGCUUGUUGUGGCAACUGGAUCCGUGCAGCCAGGGGUCCAGCUGCCUCUCGUGCUCCACCGGCAGCUCCCCUUAUGAUGUUCCCAGCUGCUGCACCUGCAUUCACGACAGGACCCCUCUAAAAAUGUUGUGCCAAAGCAUGAAGAAACAGAUUAUUUCCAGAGCCUUCUAUGGAUGGCUCGCCUACUGCCGCCACUUGUCGACCGUCCGGACGCACCUGUCUGCUCUGGUAAGCCACACCAUCAUCCCUCCGGACAAACCCACGAGUGCUGCGGGGGGCCUGACGAAAGAGGUCUGGAGCAAAUAUCAGAAGGACAAGAAGAAUUACAAGGAGUUGGAGCUCCUCCGGCGAGUUUACUAUGGCGGGGUUCAGCACGACAUUCGGAAGGAGGUGUGGCCGUUCUUGCUGGGACACUACAAGUUUGGCAUGACCAAGAAAGAGAUGGGCCGGGUCGAUGAGGAAAUUGCGCUCAGGUAUCAGAAGGUGAUGGCCGAAUGGAAAGCCUGCGAGGUGAUUGUGAAGCUCCGGGAGAAGGAGUCUCAAACGGCCACCAAGUUCUCCUCUGGCAGCAGCAUAGAUAGCCACGUCCAGCGGCUGCUCCACAGGGACUCCACCAUCAGCAAUGAUGUGUUUAUAUCCGUCGAUGAAAUGGACCCGGUAGAGCGAGACCUGAAGGUUCAGGAAGACCCAUCUUUGACCAGGGUCUGCAGCGAUGCGCCAACAGUCAUUGUGGCCGUGGAGCAGCAGCAGUCGGUAGAAUUUGACUCCCCCGACUCCGGGCUCCCGUCCUCCCGGAAUUACUCCGUCACGUCGGGCAUCCUGUCCAGCAUUGAUGACGGGCAGAGCGUCUGCUUUGAGGACGGGGCCGAGGAGGAAGCUGGCUCUGAUCCACAGAGGCAAGAUUCCGAUCAGGAUCCUCAGGCCAAGGGCCCGGAAACCCAGGAGUUAGUAACCGAGGAACAGCUCUGUUCCCAGAUGGACUGUAAGGAACCUGCAGAGGCGGCCAUCUCCGUGUGUUCUGCGUCUUAUACGAUAGAAAUGUUGGACACUGUUGCCUUAAACUUGCACAGAAUCGAUAAAGAUGUACAGAGGUGUGAUCGGAAUUAUUGGUAUUUCACCGCUGAAAACCUGGAGAAACUACGGAACAUUAUGUGCAGUUACGUUUGGGAACAUUUAGACGUUGGCUACGUCCAAGGAAUGUGUGACCUCCUGGCUCCACUCAUGGUUAUACUUGACAAAGAUGAGUUGGCUUACAGUUGCUUCACCCACCUCAUGAAGAGAAUGAGUCAAAAUUUCCCUAACGGAGGUGCCAUGGACACACAUUUUGCAAACAUGAGGUCCCUGAUCCAGAUUCUGGAUUCCGAACUCUUCGAACUGAUGCACCAGAACGGGGAUUACACUCACUUCUACUUUUGCUACCGUUGGUUCCUGCUGGAUUUUAAGAGAGAAUUGUUGUACGAGGAUGUUUUUACAGUGUGGGAAGUUAUUUGGGCAGCAAAGCACAUCUCUUCAGAACAUUUUGUCCUUUUCAUUGCCUUAGCACUGGUAGAGGCCUACCGAGAGAUUAUCCGCGAUAACAACAUGGACUUUACUGAUAUCAUCAAGUUUUUUAAUGAAAUGGCAGAGCACCACAGCGCACAGGAGAUCCUGAAGAUCGCGAGAGAUCUGGUCUGCAAAGUGCAAACGCUGAUCGAGAACAAGUGAGCGCAGACGCAGAGGAGGAACGAGAGCAGCAACUGCAACCUGGCCUGCACCUUUUAGGGGGGGGGGAGGAAGGGGGAACGAGAAUUUGCCUGCACUUGUCACUUCAAUUAAUGGUUUACUGGCAUCUUCUUCCAUGUAAUAAUGUUUGUAAAUACCCGAGAGAGUUCUUUCCAGGAGAAGAAAAAGCACACAGGAAAAACAAGGUGGCUUCCCACCAGGAGUUGAGGUUGUGUACAAGAGUCUUCACUGCAGACUCUGUAUUUCAGGGCCAAAAAAUGUUUGUCUUUCGUUUCUCCAGUUUGUGGCGUAGAGUUUCCCAGUGGUCAAACAGUGGCGAGCAUGUGCAGAAGGGAGACUGAUGUGUGCGGGCCACCCCCCACUGUAAUGUGUGCAAAGCCUUGUCCGUCUUUGAACCCACCUACCCACUUGCAGGAGAUCCUUCCCAACGCCCCACCUUCUCGCCAUUAUUUCAAGAGCAUCUCCCUGUUCUAAGCCAGCAGCAUCUAUGAAAAGCUGCUCCAAAUUCUGUGACGAGAUCGGGCGUAGACCGAGGUGGGGCAUCCUUCUGAGGUGUAUAGGCAAAGGACCUUGUGCCGAAAAAACAAGCCUGUAUGUCUCUGUAGCUCGUCUGCAAACUGGAGCCCCCCCCCCAGCGUUUGCAGCACAACGGAAGCUCUGUGGAAGUUAAGUGCCAAAAAACAGGCUUCCCUUUACUUAUGUCACCCCUAUGAAGCAUUUUAUCCUGAAGCGCUUGGCCCUGAACAGGGAAACCAAGAUAACCAGCCACGGAUAGAGAAAGCUCACCAAAAAAUAGUGGGAAAGGGAAGGCAGGUAGUCCCAUUUCCCCCCCCUGCACAACGAGGGCUAAGAACCUUGAUUUUUCUUUUAAAAAAGAGAGCAACCAGCCAAACUGUGGAGCCCCAAGAGGUGCUGAAUUCUACAAAUGCAUGAAAUAAUUAUGUAUACUUGCCCCGAUUUCCUUCUCCGUUGCCAGUUUGAGGAUCUUUCAGUUUUUAUGGCGCCUCGUCGUUCUUCAGCUUUUUCUGUUAUAUAGACCGUUGUGAACAGGGCGAAACCUUGUUGCUGGUUUGCAGAGGCUCACAGCCCGCCUCGCAAGGGGUGCAUCACCCUUCGUGAUUCAACCCAGUGCUGGAGAAAGAUAUGGGUGGUGGGGCAGCUAGCCCCCAAAGCAUCGCUGGCUUCCAUCUAGUUGGGUUUGUUUUGUUCCUUUUCCCUUGGAAUGCAAUAGAGGGAAAAGUCUUAAUCAGGAAACUGACUCUUUUUUUGGCUAAUGCUGGCAUGCUCACGUGGUUUGUCCCUUAGUCCUGUCGUUUUUCCUCUUUCUUCCUCGUGCCAAGUUAAGUGUUCGAAACAUGCAUGGUUCUGCCAGACAGUGUUGCAGGUGAGGAAACUGAGUUUCCGAUUUUGUGUGCAUUUUCAUUCAGUUGAAAGGUGAAGUCUUUAAAAUCCCCAAAACGCCCUCGGGUCUCCCCUUUAACCCUGAUGGGUUCAUCCAUGUUUUAGAAAUUAAAACACAGUGCACUACAUUUUUGGAGAAUGUAUUAUAUACACGACACUUUACUAUGUAAAAAAAAAAACAGAGAGAGAAAAAGGAAACACAACCAAAAGAAAAAGAAAAAUUAACGAAUUUAACUGUGCAAACUUUGUUGUACCUGUUUAUUAUAAUGUUUCUGCAUAAUAGUAUUUUAUGAAUAUUGUGUACUGCCUUAUUUUUGUCAGGAGCAGAAUAUUUUCUUUAUUGCUCAAGAGUUUAUUUAUCUUUUAAGUGCAACCAAUGGAUUAAAAGAAAAUACAUAUUGUCAAAGGUU
Molecule: messenger RNA, 5290 nt
Organism: Zootoca vivipara (common lizard)
Lineage: Eukaryota; Metazoa; Chordata; Lepidosauria; Squamata; Lacertidae
Gene: SGSM2
Product: small G protein signaling modulator 2
Biological process (GO): activation of GTPase activity
Molecular function (GO): GTPase activator activity
Source: RefSeq, a predicted model, not a curated record